Suillus paluster is the source of this 471-nucleotide messenger RNA. RefSeq lists its product as uncharacterized. The transcript has a single exon. The record is from RefSeq and is a predicted model, not a curated record. The coding region runs from base 1 to 471 and encodes 156 amino acids. Lineage: Eukaryota; Fungi; Basidiomycota; Agaricomycetes; Boletales; Suillaceae.
AUGCAGACAGGUCAAGGCAUGAAGAAUCUCAACCAAGGUGUCGCGGAGUGUGCUGCGCGGCGUGGUGUUUCAAUGUCGGGGGCUAAUUCUACAGGCAUGCAACAAACAAUAACUGGAUCUGUUUCAAAAUAUACAGCGGAGGCUCAUCAUGCCUUGAUAGCAUUGCGCUGUGUGGUCAAUAAAUGCCUGUUCCACUCCGUCGCCAAUCCUCUUUACAUUGAAGAGGUCAAACUCUUGCGCCCCGAUGUUCAGGUCCCAUCUCCACGUACAGUAUCAUGUGACAUCAACACCAUCUACUGUGAGGCAUCUAAAAACGACAAAAUUUACUUUUCAGUGAGAUUUAUUGCAAAGACUGUACUGUUGCGGCUGAUUAUCGUUGCAGGAACAUGUCGGCUCAAUUCACCUUGUCAUCGACGGGUGGUUAGCACCUUUUGCUUACUCGUACCUUGGGAUUGUCGUUGUCUGGUAUGA